ACCAACAUCGUACCGGAUUCCUCCAAAUCGAGUGACCUGGAAGUGAAACUAGACUAAAGGCCGUAUCUCGCUUUGUUUUGACAGACCGUAACAACGCUGCGAUAAAAACAGGGUGGUUGCAGUAACAGCGGAGUAGCUAGCUAACUUUAUCAAUCGGGGAUUUUACCCCUUUCCCCCCCCCAAUAAUAACGUUAUAUCCAUCAUAGAAAAAAUGAAGGGACUUGCGAGGUGCAUUUUGACCGACUAAAUUAUUUGAGAAGAAUGGAAAGCAGGUGCUGAGAGGAGCAGGGAACAAUGUUGUUAUAAGCGAGUUAGCUAACGUUAGCUCAGCUAGCUGUUAGUUAACUACAUCAAGUUAGUGGGCUGAGUUAGCCCGGCUAACUCAGCCCACUAAUUUAAAUAGGCACGCACAAUAUUCGGCUUUGCUGCCUAACAUUAGCUGCUUGGAAAUAUUUGCUUUGUGACAUUUUCCCCCCAGUGAAACACUCAGCGUUUAACCCUUAUUUCUGCUUUUUACUACCGUUAAGCUAGCUAGCUAACCAGCUGUUAAGAUCAGCGCUGAACUCGUUGCUUCAGUCUUGCUGUGGUGUCACUGCAAUCUGUUGGCUGCUGAAGUCAUUUUACAAACAUAGCUUUACUGCUGUUGAACUGGCAGGCGGACGACAGCCAUGGCCCAAGAAGCAUUUCCUCUGCAUUUUCUAGUCUGGAACAAUCAGUACCUGGAGCUUGAUCGGGAGCUGCAGAAGAAAGAGCUCGUGUGUUUUUGUGUGCAGCAGGAUGUAGACCGUCUGGAUCCGAGGGGGCGCACCCCGCUGGAGCUGGCUGUGUGUCUGGGCCACCUGGAGUCCACCCGGGUGCUGCUCAGGCACUCUGUAGACCCGACACACUGCAGCGCACAGGGCUGGACCAUCUUGCAGGAGGCGGUGAGCACCGGGGACCCUGAGCUGGUCCAACUGGUACUCCAGUACAGAGACUUCAAGCGUGCGACUGAGAGACUGGCGGGCAUCCCAGAGCUGCUCAGCAAACUAAGACAGGCGCGGGACUUCUAUGUAGAGAUGAAGUGGGAGUUCACCAGUUGGGUGCCCCUGGUGUCAAAGGUGUGUCCCAGUGACGUCUACCGGGUCUGGAAAAGCGGCUCGUGCCUCCGUGUGGACACCACCCUCCUGGGCUUUGAACACAUGACCUGGCUAAAAGGACGACGCAGCUACAUCUUCAAGGGUGGAGACGACGGGGCCGUGGUGAUGGAGGUGGACCAUGAGAAGCAGGUGGUGUACACAGAGCCACUUGUGUUGUCUCCCCGUGACGCGCCCUCCCUACUCGCAGCCAUGCAGCCGUCGCAGGAGAACACAGCUCAGAGACUCACGUCGCCCAUCGUCUCCACGCACCUCAACACACGCAACAUUGCCUUCGAAAGGAACAAGUCGGGAAUCUGGGGCUGGCGAUCUGAGAAGAGUGAGGUGGUCAGUGGGUACGAAGCCAAGGUUUACAGUGCCACCAAUGUGGAGCUGGUGACUCGGUCAAGGACGGAGCAUCUGUCAGACCAGGAUAAGUCGAGGAGCAAAGGCUCAAAGACUCCUCUGCAGUCCUUCCUGGGGAUUGCUGAACAACACACAGCUCACAAUGGGAGUAAUGUAUCCCAGUGUGCCAGCCCUCACAACCCCACGGCCAUCACAGCCGAGGAGUAUUUCAACCCAGAGUUCAACCUGAACGGCCGGGACAUCGGACGUCCCGUCGAGCUUACCAGCAAAGUCCAGAAGUUUAAAGCGACCCUGUGGUUGAGCGAGAGUCACCCUUUGUCCCUGGCCGAGCAGGUGACACCCAUUAUCGACCUCAUGGCCAUCUCCAAUGCCCACUUUGCCAAGCUGCGGGACUUCAUCACGCUGCGCCUGCCGCCAGGUUUCCCUGUCAAGAUAGAGAUUCCCUUGUUUCACGUGUUGAACGCUAGAGUGACGUUCAGUAACCUGUGCGGCUGCGACGAGCCUGUCAGCUCUGUGACUGUUCACCAAACCGAGAGCUCCGAGGAAGCUGGUCAGUCUCCCACUCGCUUCGACUGUGAGGUGGACCCCUCGGUGUUCGAACCACCCGCGGACUACACCACCCUUGGUCCAGGCCGCAGCGAGCCGAUGAGGGACGAGGAUGACAACCUGCUGCAGUUCGCCAUCCAGCAGAGCCUGCUGGACGCCGGCACAGAGAGUGACCAGGUGACCAUCUGGGAGGCCCUGACCAACAGCCGCCCUGUGCCCCCGAGUCCACUGUAUGAGGAAGACUCUCAGUUGGAGAGGGCAAUCCAGGAGUCCCUGUCCAUCUCACUGGUCAGCAGAGAGGGAGAAGACAUGGCCGACCCCAGCCAGCCCUCCUCCGUCUCCCCGCUGGACCCCACCGCCAACUCCCCACUCUCCUACAGCGCAGUGACCGAUCCGCGGCUGUCGGUACAGUUUGGUGUGGCGUCGAGCUUCGACGAGCAGCUGCGUAUGGCCAUGGAGCUGUCGUGCCGGGAGCAGGAGGAGAUGGACAGGCAGCAGAAGGAGGAAGAGGAGGAGCUAGAGAGGAUCCUGCAGCUGUCACUCACCGAGAAGUAAUGUCACAAUCAGCACAAUGGAGCGACGGUCUUCAUUGGGGAACAAUCCUCUUAAUUUAUUCAGUUUUAUUUUUUAAAUCCUGAGAUGUUAAGUUAUUACAGAUACUUUAUUUGUCUUUCUCACAUGAAGGCUGCUACGACAGAGUGUAAAGGACCAGAAUAUAAGAAGUGUGAGUGAAACGCAGGCGGGAGGUGGAAACAGGUACUCUUAAACACACUACAGUGAAGGAGGAGACAAAAGGGAGAUAGUUUUCUUUAUUUUCUUUUUUUAUUGAACAUUUUUCACAGUCUUGCUGUCUUUAUCAAGUGAUGAAUGAUCCUUAAACUUUAAUCCUACAGUAUAACAUGCUCCAUGAUAAUGAUGAAAAUUAAGAAAGUACAGUCUUAAUGGAAUAACUUAAUAUAAAAAUAUGAUUAUAACAUUUGAAACAUUAUGUUGGCUUACUGCUAUGUGUGAAAAAUAAAGAGUAAUGAUCAUCCUGGA
Molecule: messenger RNA, 3062 nt
Organism: Micropterus salmoides (largemouth bass)
Lineage: Eukaryota; Metazoa; Chordata; Actinopteri; Centrarchiformes; Centrarchidae
Gene: ankrd13d
Product: ankyrin repeat domain 13 family, member D
Exons: 16
Coding region: 669-2579 (636 amino acids)
Cellular component (GO): cytoplasm
Molecular function (GO): protein binding
Source: RefSeq, a predicted model, not a curated record